AUGAACGGCUUUGAAAUGUACGGCAAGGUAAUGAAGGUGACGAGGGCGAAGACACACAGUGAUGAGACGGUCAAGCGCAAAGCGGCCGAAUUGUUCGACGAGCACAAGCGCAAGCGCCUCAUGCUCAAAGGUGGGUUGCUCCCCUUUUCUCACCCUCCCCAACUCCUCACAUCAGCCCAUACUAACCCAUGCCUUGCACCCACAGACUUCAAGCGCGCAGAAGAAGACGCAAAAGCGCAAGCCAACCCCACCGUCGCAGCCGAGAAACCGCGUACCGCCAAAACCGGUGCCGCCGCCGUCCCCGAUGAAUACGUCCGCCCCAACAAGACGCUCUUCCUGCAAAACAUACCCCGCGACGUGGACGAGGAGACGCUCACGAAUGUGUUUGAGCGCUUUGAAGGCUUCAAGGAAGUCCGGCUUGUGUCUGUCCGCUCCGUGGCGUUUGCCGAGUUUGAGAAUGAGCAGUUUGCGAUUACGGCCAAGGAGGCGACUGCGAAUACGCCGAUUGGGGCAGAGGGCAAGCCCAUGAAGGUUACGUACCAGCGGCAGCAGUAG
Messenger RNA from Plenodomus lingam JN3, 555 nucleotides. NCBI's taxonomy places the organism in Eukaryota, Fungi, Ascomycota, Dothideomycetes, Pleosporales, Leptosphaeriaceae. The record is from RefSeq and is a predicted model, not a curated record.